Komagataella phaffii GS115 is the source of this 876-nucleotide messenger RNA. Its product is annotated as Phosphotyrosine-specific protein phosphatase. The transcript is spliced from 2 exons. Lineage: Eukaryota; Fungi; Ascomycota; Pichiomycetes; Pichiales; Pichiaceae. The record is from RefSeq and is a predicted model, not a curated record. Gene Ontology annotation, molecular function: protein tyrosine phosphatase activity. The coding region runs from base 1 to 876 and encodes 291 amino acids. Gene Ontology annotation, biological process: protein dephosphorylation.
AUGGCCAAGGGUAAAAUAGGCAGGCAAUUUGCUUUGUUGUUGAAGGAAGAGAGAGAGAGAAUAGAACAUGGUUUCAUUGAUCAUAACUCUCCUUUCAGUAUUUCAGAUGGGUUAGAUCAUCACAGAAACAGGUACAGUAAUGUCACACCCUACAAUUUCAAUAGGGUCAGGCUUCCCGUAAUGGAUACAGAAACGAAUGAUGAUUACAUAAAUGCCUCUCAUAUCGAAGUAACGUAUGGCCAGAGUAGCGGUCGUUAUAUUGCUACUCAAGGCCCCACUCCAAAUACCAUCACAGAGUUCUGGCAAAUGUGCUACAAUGAAGUCAAGGGAAAUAAUAUUGUCGUCGUUAACUUGACACCUUUGGUAGAGCAAGGGGUCAGAAAAUGCCACGUCUAUUGGCCUAGAAAUAUGCAUGAAAGCUUGAAGAUUCCUACCAGUAAUGGGGUUUAUAAAUCAGAAUUCAAUCUUCAAGUGAAAGAGUUGAAAUCAGAAAAUGGUUUCAACAUAACUGUGAUGGACAUGGUUUCCGAAACUCUUCCCACCAAGAAAUGCUAUCAUAUAUGGACCAGUAACUGGGCCGACUGUUCGACUCCUUCUUUGGAAGAUGAGUUGCAUCAUAUCUCAAAAACUGCCUCACAUCUCAAAGACCCCAACGAUCCUUUAAUUACACAUUGUUCAGCCGGUGUUGGCCGGACAGGAACGUUCAUCACGUUUGAUUUCAUGCUGAAUCAUAAACAGGCACUGGUUGAAUGUGACGACCCGGUGUGGGAAAUUGUGAAGCAACUUCGGGAACAAAGAAUGAUGAUGGUGCAGACAUACGCUCAAUACGACUUUCUUAAGCAUGCUUGGAGUGACAUCUUGAAUGAAUCAUCCUAG